AAAAAACACGAUUGUUAUAUUUCUUUGAUAAAUGAUUGAUAAAUGUAUAUCUAAAUGAAUUUUGUAAUAUCUAAGCGAAUAAAUGUAAAUUAAUUAAUAACAAAACGAGCAGAACUAAAUUUCGUUUAAAACACGAAGCAAUACAUGAGUUUAAUUAAUAACGUUCGUUUCAACGAAGUCUAUUUAACAAACACGAAAUGUCAACCGAACAACAACAACAACAACCCGAUUCUUCUUCUUCAAGCAACGAAGCUGAUCGUUUAUUCUGGAAUAUAACAGUGACAAAGCCAAGAAAAUAUCUUCGUCAUUAUCAGUAUUUAAUCAAAAGGGAUAAUUUACCAACAGUAAAAGUGACUAUACUAAAUAAAUCUUUGGCUCGUUUGCGUUGCAAAGGUUACGAACGCAUUGUAGAAAUGAUCGAAGAUGUUCGUAACAAAAAUCGUAAUGUUUCCGAAUUAGAAGCCGAUUCAUCUACGUGUGCCGAAGUCGAACGUUUUUUCAAAGAUAUUGUUGUAGCCAAGCCGAGGAAAUAUGUUCAUCAUUAUCAGUAUGUUUUAUACCGAGCGGGUUUACCGGCUUUGAAGGUAACGAUUCUUAAUAAGGAGCUGGCUCGUUUGCGUUGCUGUGGUUACGAGAAAAUCGUACGAAUGAUAGAAUAA
Messenger RNA from Lucilia sericata (common green bottle fly), 659 nucleotides. RefSeq lists its product as uncharacterized. The record is from RefSeq and is a predicted model, not a curated record. The transcript has 2 exons. Lineage: Eukaryota; Metazoa; Arthropoda; Insecta; Diptera; Calliphoridae. Bases 198 to 659 code for a protein of 153 amino acids.